Molecule: messenger RNA, 786 nt
Organism: Pseudogymnoascus verrucosus
Lineage: Eukaryota; Fungi; Ascomycota; Leotiomycetes; Thelebolales; Thelebolaceae
Exons: 4
Coding region: 1-765 (254 amino acids)
Source: RefSeq, a predicted model, not a curated record
AUGUCAGCACCAUUAGUAGUCCUCAUAACCGGCGGCUCUGCUGGCCUAGGCGCUGCCACCGCACGAGUUUUUGCCAAAGCUGGCAUGCGAGUGAUAAUCAACUAUUCUACUAAUGAAUCACGUGCGAAUACUCUGAUUGAACAAUUACACCAGAUCUCUCCUUUAUCGAAGACCAAAGAAUGUCAGAAUUUCGUUUCGGUUCGUGCGGAUCUGUCUAAAAAGUCCGACAUCGAACACUUGGUCACAGAAUCCGUAUCGCAAAUGGGAAAAUUGGAUGCUGUCUUCAGUAAUGGGGGAUGGACUGCAAUACAGGAUUUCAAUGAUCUAGAUGAUAAUGUCGAUGAGGAGAUGUGGGAUAAAUGUUGGAAUAUGAAUGUGAAGAGUCAUCUGUGGUUGAUGCGUGCCGCCAAGAAAUACCUCGAUGAGAGUGAAGGGGUAUUUAUCACCACGGCGAGUUUGGCUGGAGUGAGACCAAGCGGUAGUUCGUUGGCAUAUUCUGUUACAAAAGCAGCACAGAUCCAUUUAGCUAAAUCUUUGGCUGUGAUUUGCAGUCCUAGAAUACGGGUGAACUCUGUUUCCCCUGGAAUCCUCCUUACAGAUUGGGGUCUAAAAUUUCCUCAAGAACGGCUUGAUUCAGCGAUGGCAAAAGCUCAAUUAAAAAGAUUUGCUACGGUUGAGGAUGUUGCGGAACAGGUUUUAUGUUUUGUAAGAAGCCGAAGUGUGACGGGUGCAAAUGCGGUAAUAGAUGCUGGGUGGUCUCUAUAGUAUUUGCCUAUAUAUCUCAAU